CUUAUUAAAUAGAUUGCUGAUGGAAUUAAAGCAGCCAGCUCUAAACAUGGUCUUUGCUAUUUAAAGCCCUUUUGCAUUUCGAUAUUCGUAUCAUGCCAGUAAUGUCGUCCAGUGAACAGAAUAUACCGAAUCAAGCGGCCUCGAUUCCAAAGUUCCUUUUGAAAUUGUGGAGUUUGGUCAACGAGGAGUCCACGCAAGGAAUCGUGGAAUGGUCUGAUGAUGGGACAUGUUUCCUGGUCAAAGACCAGAGCCAACUUAUCCAGUUAUUGCCGUACUACUUCAAACACAAUAAUAUGGCUAGUUUCAAUAGACAACUGAAUAUUUACGGAUUCAGGAAGGUUCACGAUAAUUCUAGUUCGCAUGCUCAGCUCACUAAUUCAAAUACGUUGGCUUUUGCUCACCCUGACUUCACUCGGGACAACCCUUCAGGACUCUCAAACAUACGGAGAAAAGGUGUGAAUACUUCCAAUAACCUACAACAGUUCAUUCCGGAACUCAUAGUCACAGAAGAUUCCUUGGGAAAAAUCAUUCCCAAUAAUGGCGGCAUUAGUAUGGAACAUAUGCAUCCACAGGAAAUUCCCAUCUCGGAAAAUACCCGUUCUGAACAUCAAUCAUCUUGCGGUUCAAAUGGGAUGAAUUCGAAACAAGAGCAUCUGAAUGAGUUAAUUGCGUUGGAAAUGCGAAAUUUAUCAGACAGAGCAGAGUACAAUAACGCGCAGAUUCAACUACUGCAGACUGAAAAUCAAAAGUUAUGCGAAGAAAUUGAGCAAUUAAAGAGCCAACAGCAGAGACAUGAGUUGAUUAUCAGUCGACUGUUUCAGUUUUUCUUCGGCAACACGACUAAUGAUUCAAAAUUUGGAGCGAAAAGGAAGCGAAAGUUUUCCAAUACUGUUGGUACUUUGCCGUUUCUCGAAAAUGGCAGUAGUAAUAGUGGCACUAGUGGAAAUAACAGCCAGAGUAACACCUCGCGUCACGAUCUUCAGUCGACGUCCAUGGAGACGCAGAGCGUGAGUCCAACGGGCGUUAUAAUUGAAGAGCUACUGGAAGAUUCGCCCAAGAAUCCACCGGAACCUACGACUGAUGUUAAAAGCCUGUUAAGAACUAACCAGACAAGCAAUUUACCUAGAUUUGCAAACGCUUCUAACACUAUAGUUCCCUACAAAGCGGGGCACGUGGUAACUAAACCCAAAUCCAAUGCGAAAGCGCAGCUCACGAAACCAUCUACAGUGGUUGGUAAUAACACCACAUCUUCAGGGUUUAUCAAAGUGAUGAUCAACAAAGGCGGUAAGAUGCAACCACAUUUAGUACGUGUUAUGCAAUCGCGAAAUCAACAGAGUGCUGUAAACUCUAAAACAGCAACAACGCAACAUCAGCCAAUUGCUGUAACAGUCCAUAGCAAUUCGGCACCACACUUGCAAAAUGGGCAGAACUAUACUACAUCUACAAACGUAGUCGGCCGAGGAAUCGGGAUGAAAGUAGCUAGUACUGACGCCAAUUUCUCAAAUGGUAGUGGUUUUUCAAACAAUGCUGAACUUGCGACAACUACAAUAGAAAAUGUUAUGGAAGGAUCGGUGAAUGAAUUGGUCUGUCCUGAAUUUGAACAUUCGAAUAUCGAGAACCAGUUUGGAAUGGGCUCUGAAAAUCCACCAGAUAAUUUAAAUGUCGAUCUACCCACGCCCUCAUUCUUGGGCUUAAAUGAAAUGGAUGAGCAGACUUUAUUCAACCCCAAUACACCUAUUCCACCACAGCUUCUGGAGAUGAACAAUAUCGGCAAAGAUGAAGUGACGUUUCCAAUGCGACCAAGCAUUCAUGUGAAUUCAACUCAGCUCAACCCAGUCAAUGAGAUCCACAGCAAUAUCCAGCAGAACCAGGAGUCACUGGACAACCUUCGUCAUAUGCUAAGCUCUAGUAGUUCAAACGAUAAAGUACUUUCACCUGCAUUUCCAGAUUAUUUGUUUGAUGUUGACAAAUCUCUCGGAGACCAAAUGGAUGCCACAGGCAAGUUUCCAGAUCUGUUUUCAUUCAGCCCAGGAGAAGCUCCGAUAUUUGACACAUUUGUUCAAAUGGACCACCCAGUCACCAAUGAAAGGCCUGACUCAAAUGAUCCUGUCCCGGUUGACAAGUUAUGAAAUGUAUUUUGGACUUUGGAAUGAGUGGUUGAGGUUCUUGUAUCAACUGAGAAUAUGCUAAAUUCGUAUUUCAUAGUAGAAUUAUAUAUAAAAAACUCUGCAAAUCUAUUGUUGAAUCUUU
Molecule: messenger RNA, 2250 nt
Organism: Symsagittifera roscoffensis
Lineage: Eukaryota; Metazoa; Xenacoelomorpha; Acoela; Convolutidae
Product: monoacylglycerol lipase ABHD2-like
Exons: 3
Coding region: 93-2129 (678 amino acids)
Biological process (GO): steroid hormone receptor signaling pathway; regulation of DNA-templated transcription; acylglycerol catabolic process
Cellular component (GO): sperm plasma membrane; sperm flagellum
Molecular function (GO): monoacylglycerol lipase activity; acetylesterase activity; sequence-specific DNA binding
Source: RefSeq, a predicted model, not a curated record